UACACAACUUCAUGUCCCAAGCAUUCUGCCCCAUCUAUGGCUCAAGAAACAGAGGGAGGAUUGCUCGGCUUAGAUCUUUGACGUGUGAAUCAUGGUGCAGAUGAUUAUGAUUGACCCAGCAGAGUACCAGCAGCAACGAAGAGAGCAGCUGCAGGAAUUCUUGGCUAGACAUGGAUUCUCCGAUGUCAAUAGCCCAGCUUGUGAUUCUCAUGGCAGUGUUCGUUUUGAGGCACUUUCUCCACUGCAAGUGGCCCGCCAAACAGGCAACACGGAGAUGGCAGAGAUACUCCUUGAAGCGGGUGCCAAACGUCCACACGGAUUGAAGGAUUUCGGUGUGACUUUGGGUUUGCGCAGCGCCUUGAGUUUCAUGUCCCGAUCAUCCGUUGAAUCGCAGGAGGAACUCAAGGAGAGGAGACCUUCAAAAUCUUGUUUGAAACGAGCAAGCAGCUGGGAGAUUGACGAGGAUGUGAUCCAAACAGUUCUGCUUUAGGAUCCCACAUAGUUCCUUAGACACCUGCAGGUACAAUACCUCAGGUCUUGCUACCUCUUGCGGAGAGCAUACCAGGUGCUCGCUGCAAGAUGCUAGAGCAAAGACGGUCUCGCAAGAUGGUGCUUGCUACUCCUUGAAUGUCGGUGCCAGAUGUUCAAAAUGGGCAAAGUCUCGCACCGUGUUUCAGUUGGGCACCUUGUGCCCACUUAGUUUCCAAGAUAUCCCUCAAAGCCGUCUUGCAAAGAGCAUGCUAGGUGCUCCUUGCAGGACGGUACUACGUGACUCCUAGGAUACUCCUAGGUUUGCUAUGUUUGGCUCUUAGCUUUCAAGACUGCAUGCGUGUGCACCAGUUUGGGCACCUGGUCCAGCCAUGUGCACAUGCAGCAGGGAUUGGGUCACGCAAGUUUGGACGCCUGGUCCGGCAACUUAGUUGCAACGCUUGCGAUGGCAGCAAGACAUGGCAUAGUGAACUUUGCAAGCAAAAAAUGUUGCAUGGCAGCGGGGGUGCGCGUGUCUUUUUCUAUAUUUUUUGCUUCUCAGUUGUUGCCUGACAUGGGCGUAUGCGCGCUCCAAAGGCCUAAAGGUCCUACCUACGGCUGUUUCAGGCCCCUUCCAGCUUCCAAAGGGUUCCUGAGUGGGACUCAGUGGGGUGUGCCACACCACAGCAGCGUUUCUCCCUCUGUGCUUGAUGAUUCCACUGCCAGAGGCCGUGCCAAAGCACAUCGACCCAACCCAAAAAGUUCAGAAAGUGAUCCAUAUGGUGCUUACUAGGA
Messenger RNA from Durusdinium trenchii, 1263 nucleotides. The record is from the annotation of a GenBank genome assembly. NCBI's taxonomy places the organism in Eukaryota, Dinophyceae, Suessiales, Symbiodiniaceae.